UUUUUUUUUUUUUCAUAUAAUUACCUUCUUCUAUGGGACUCAUCCGUACAAAGAUUAAAUCCCAUUAUUACACUGACACGUUUUCUAUCGUUUAAUCGUUGUGAGAUGCAUUAUAAUGCACUAAAAGAGAACAAAGUUUUUUUCCUAUGUAAGUAGUAUGUAUGUGCGACGUAAGUAAUACGUCUGUAAUUUGACCAAUCAAAACGAACGAAUUGAUCGACGUCGAACAAGCGUCCUUCGUCGAUCCUCCUCGACGAAAUAAAAAAGACGUAGAGACAAAUGCAACGUGUACCGUACAACACGACGUACCAUGCAACGAGUCUGAUUAUACCGGAAGAACUUCCUACGAUACUUUCGCUAAUUUAUUCUAACAUACCACCGAUAAAGAAAGGAACGGACUCGAGACUAGGCAUUGGUUUCCGGCUUGGUGAACAUGCUGAUUUUCAAGUUCUUCUUGAAUUGGGACCUCAAUCUGAUACUGAUCCGAUCGGUACCAACGAUUCCAAAAAACGAAGAGACGCGAUGUACAUGGCUGCGAUGAAGGGAGAAUUAGGCCCUUUGGCACAAGCUAUAGCAAAAUAUCAAACUGAACGUAGGAUACAUGAAGAAUUAGAAAAGCUUAAAAAACUUGAGGAAACAACGAGAAUAGUUGAAAAAAAAGAUACUAAAAAUGAUACCUCCAGCGAUUGGUUGAUGAAGUGGAAUAAAGAAAUGUCGAAGUCCUCCAAGAGUGAAGUGCCAUUGAAACGAAUUUCCACCGAGGAAAUUUUUUUAAAUACCAACGAUAGCAGCAGUUUGUCACAUCAGAAAACACAAUCUAUUGUUGCAAGCAAGGAGAAACUAGAAGAGCUCAAAAAAUUGUAUAAAUCACAGUGAAAAUUGGUAAUAAUAAUCAAAUUCGUUUAUAAUAAAUUGCCUUAUGCUAUAAAACGGAUAUAAGACAUUAUUUGUAAUAAAAAAGAAAAAAAAAACAAAACAAGUAAUUUGAUAUAAGAAAUUACACUCGUAAAUUUUAUUAUAUUUAUUAAUAAAUCAUCUUCUACACAAGCGACAAAACUAAUAUUAAAUCUAAAACAUAGCUUAGACAAAGAGAUUUUUUAAUUAGGCAGAUAUAUUCAUGCGUUAAAAAUUUCUCCCUUUUCUGUAAAUAUCUAUACAUAAUUAUUUUAAUCAAAACUAUGCUAAUUGUAAGUUUCAUCCGUCUACAUGAGAUAAAUAUGUUAUUAAUAUCAUCUAAAGAAAAAAUGUAAUGUUUUUAUGAUAAUGACCUGAAUACAAAUAGUUACGA
Molecule: messenger RNA, 1288 nt
Organism: Polistes canadensis
Lineage: Eukaryota; Metazoa; Arthropoda; Insecta; Hymenoptera; Vespidae
Gene: snsl
Exons: 5
Coding region: 280-876 (198 amino acids)
Source: RefSeq, a predicted model, not a curated record